AUGGCGACGGAUCGAAGCCUGGAGGUGCGCGCCGUCGCGGCCGUCUUCCUCACUUUGGCCGCCGUGACGACUAUUCUGCGAUGCUAUGUGCGCCUGGUCAUUGUGAAGGCGUUCGGGUGGGACGAUACCAUCAUGGUCGUCGCGAUGCUCUUCUACGCCAUGUUCUGCGGCUGCAUGAUCGGAGGCAGUAUCUACGGCACGGGAAAGCAUCUGAUCGACCUCUCUAACGAGCAGCGAACAACGGCAAUGGAGUACUGGUUCCUCUGCGACAUCGGCUACGCCCUCGCCUCGAUCCUGUGCAAAGUCUCCGUCAGCAUCUUCAUCCUGCGCGUGACCAUCAACCGCAUCCACCAGAUCGUCAUCGGCAUCGUGGGCGGCAUCGUCAUCGCCGCCGGCUUCACCUUCUUCAUCAUGCUCCUCGUCCAAUGCCACCCGCUCUCCUACUUCUGGACCAGACUCGCCUCCAACCCCAACACCGGAACCUGCAUCAACAUCGACAUCGUCAUCGGGGGGCUGUAUGCCUUCAGCGCCGCCUCCGCGCUGUUCGACCUCACCAUCGGCAUUCUCCCCAUCAUGCUCGUGCGGAAGCUGAAGAUGCGUCGCGACGUGAAAAUCGCGGUCGCGGGCCUGUUGAGUAUGGCUUGCGUCGCAUCCAUCGCCGUCAUCGUCCGAAUCCCGUACAUCAACACCCUCCACAGCAAAGACUUCCUCUACGCAACAACCCCCAUAGCCGUCUGGUCCAACAUCGAAACCGGCCUGGGCAUCUUCGCCGGCAGCCUGGCCACCCUCCGCCCUCUCCUCCGCCAAUUCCACCCCUCCACCGGCCCGGGCUACCCCUCUCCCUGGCCCAGCUCGCGCGGCGGCGGCAAACGCAGUCGCUCCAUGCCGCUGCAUUCUCUCGAGACGCCCAUCCACGAUGCCAGUCGACUGCAUACCGACGAGAGACUCUACAACACCACGAUAUACAGCGUUGAGCCCGGGGAGAGGCGCGAGUCCGGCGAGGACUCGGCGGACCAGUCGCCUAUUUUGCCGAAGUGGGGUGGGAUGGCGGGGAGGGAGGAUGUCGAGAGGGGUGGGGGUGCGGGUGGGAUCAAUGUUGUGAGGGAGGUGGUUGUUGUUAGGGGGGAAUAG
This is a messenger RNA of Aspergillus heteromorphus CBS 117.55, 1131 nucleotides long. RefSeq lists its product as uncharacterized. Lineage: Eukaryota; Fungi; Ascomycota; Eurotiomycetes; Eurotiales; Aspergillaceae. The record is from RefSeq and is a predicted model, not a curated record. The coding region runs from base 1 to 1131 and encodes 376 amino acids. The transcript is spliced from 5 exons.